AUGGGUGCGCCAGCGGCCGCCCAAAGGCCGUCGUUCGUCUCGCUGGGCAUGGUGGUGCUCGACGAGCUUCGCUUCCCUGACCGGCCUUCUCUACAUGACGUCCCUGGCGGCUCAGGUGCCUUUUCAGUCCUAGGGGCUCGGCUGGUGGCCGGACAGGAGAGGGCUGGGCAAGUCGGCUGCUUUAUCUUGGCUGGUAAUGACUUCCCCGAAAGUGCCUUGAGGAGCUUCAGGAGCUGGGGUGUCAACCUAGAUAUACAAGUCGACCCUGCUAGGCCCUCUACGCGAGGGUUGCUCGAAUACAAGGACUCGUCCUUUGGCCGCAAGACGUUUCGAUAUACUACAACGCCAUUACACCCAUCACCAAGAGACCUGCCAGCACAUUUCCUGGAAUCCGCAUCAUUCCACAUCCUUGCCCUCCCCUCUCAGCUCGCAGAUCACGUUAGAGAUCUCGCAAGCUUAAGGCCUGGUGCUCCUGUGCUGGAUCCGCCGCUCUUAGUAUGGGAGCCAACUCCGCCACACUGCAGCCAACAGACCAAAGACGACCACAUGGCGGCUUGCAAACAUGUCGAUGUCUUCUCCCCGAAUCACCUCGAACUCUUGGCCUUCUUCCAAGACAGCAAGCCGGCAGAGGGCGCCUCUCACUUCGAUCCACAGGCCAUCGAAGCCUGUGCAGACGCUUUCCUGGAGUCGGGGAUCGGCCCUUCGGACAAGGGCACCGUGGUCGUAAGAGCCGGUGAAUACGGCUGCCUUGUGUCCUCAUUUACAAUAGAGGGCCGGCAUCGCUGGCUGCCGGCCUUCUAUGCUGAUGCAUCAUCAGUAGUCGAUGCGACAGGCGGCGGGAACACGUUCCUGGGUGCAUUCACAUAUGCAAUGGCUGCUUGCAACAAGAGCCCCGUGGAUGCGGCUGCGCUCGCCAAUGUAGCGGCGACCUUUGCGCUGGAGCAGAUUGGAACGCCUACUCUAGAGAAGGUUGAGGGCCAGAGAGAGCGGUGGAAUGGCAGCGAGUUUGACACACGUUUUCAAGCAUAUCAGCAAAUGUUGUCGAGGUGA
Messenger RNA from Thyridium curvatum, 1050 nucleotides. RefSeq lists its product as uncharacterized. Lineage: Eukaryota; Fungi; Ascomycota; Sordariomycetes; Thyridiales; Thyridiaceae. Bases 1 to 1050 code for a protein of 349 amino acids. The transcript has 2 exons. The record is from RefSeq and is a predicted model, not a curated record.